AUGAAUAUCCGACUCUGUUCGACGGCAGCCCAUCUGUCAACAGGGUCGCCAACGCUCUAUUUCGGCUAUGGCUCAAACCUGUGGCUGGAACAAAUGCGGAAACGCUGUCCUACAUCUGAAUAUAUCGGAAUUGCGCGAUUGCAGGGAUACAAAUGGAUCAUCUAUGACCGAGGUUACGCGAACAUCGUCAAACUGAAUAUUGACGACCAAGCUGCCGAUGAACAUAAUUACAGCCAUGAGGUUUGGGGACUAGUCUAUAGUCUUCAGGCAGCCGACGAGAAAGGCCUGGACGGAAAUGAAGGCGUGCCGAUUGCGUAUCAAAAGGCUUACAUAGAAUGUGAACUUUGGUCUAUUUCGCAACCAAAUGGGGGAGGAGUUUCAGGAUCGUCGUCACAUCCUGACACAUCCCGCCCACCAGUCAAAACGGAUCUCCUCGUCUACAUCAACCAUCAUUUGACUCACGAAUCCGCGCCCAAGGAGGAGUAUAUCUACCGCAUGAAUCAAGGGAUCCAUGAUGCCUUGAAGGAGGGCGUGCCGACGGCAUACGUGCAGCAAGUCAUGAGGAGAUUCAUCCCAGCAAGGGACGAGGCGGACUUCCAACCAGACGUGUUAGCAAAGGCCCAUGAGCAAGGAUCGAAGUUUCGCGACGAGAGAUGA
Dissoconium aciculare CBS 342.82 is the source of this 657-nucleotide messenger RNA. RefSeq lists its product as uncharacterized. The transcript has a single exon. The record is from RefSeq and is a predicted model, not a curated record. The coding region runs from base 1 to 657 and encodes 218 amino acids. Lineage: Eukaryota; Fungi; Ascomycota; Dothideomycetes; Mycosphaerellales; Dissoconiaceae. Gene Ontology annotation, molecular function: gamma-glutamylcyclotransferase activity.